This is a messenger RNA of Octodon degus (degu), 3124 nucleotides long. It is a transcript of the gene Wdhd1, whose product is annotated as WD repeat and HMG-box DNA binding protein 1. The coding region runs from base 104 to 3070 and encodes 988 amino acids. The record is from RefSeq and is a predicted model, not a curated record. Lineage: Eukaryota; Metazoa; Chordata; Mammalia; Rodentia; Octodontidae. Gene Ontology annotation, molecular function: chromatin binding; protein binding. Gene Ontology annotation, cellular component: nuclear replication fork. The transcript is spliced from 24 exons. Gene Ontology annotation, biological process: DNA-templated DNA replication; mitotic cell cycle; DNA repair.
GGGAAGUAGGCGUUCCGCGCAGGCGCAGCGUGGCGAGCGCGCUGGAGCGCGGGAAGCAGCCUUUUUCGGAAGAUCCUUGUCGGACACCCGGUAGGGAAGAAAAAUGCCCGCCACCCAGAAGCCCAUGAGGUACGGACACACCGAAGGACACACGGACGUCUGUUUUGAUGACUCUGGGAGCUGCAUCGUGACUUGUGGAAGCGAUGGUGAUGUGCGAAUUUGGGAAGACCUGGAUGAUGAUGACCCCAAGUCCAUCAACGUUGGCGAGAAGGCGUACUCGUGUGCUUUGAAGAACGGGAGACUGGUCACUGCGGUCUCUAACAAUACUGUCCAGGUGCACACGUUUCCUGAGGGGGCUCCAGAUGGGAUCCUCACGCGCUUCACCACCAAUGCCAACCACGUGGUCUUUAACGCAGAUGGAACCAAGAUCGCCGCAGGAUCGGGUGAUUUCCUCAUCAAAGUUGUGGAUGUGAUGGACAGCAGUCAGCAGAAGACAUUUCGAGGACACGAUGCCCCUGUCCUAAGCCUUUCUUUUGAUCCCAAAGAUGUCUUUGUGGCAUCGGCCAGCUGUGAUGGGUCAGUCAGAGUGUGGCAAAUCUCAGAUCAGACCUGUGCAGUUAGUUGGCCACUGUUACAAAAAUGCAACGAUGUGAUGAACGCAAAGGCCAUCUGCAGGCUUGCUUGGCAGCCGGGAAGCGGGAAGUUACUGGCAGUUCCUGUGGAGAAAUCUGUGAAGCUGUAUAGAAGAGAAACCUGGACUAAUCAGCUUGAUCUUUCUGACAGUUCCAUCAGUCAGAGCCUCAACAUAGUAACUUGGUCGCCCUGUGGGCGCUAUUUAGCUGCGGGUAGUAUCAACGGCCUAAUUAUCGUUUGGAAUGUGGAAACCAGAGGCUGCGUAGAAAGGGUGAAGCAUGAGAAAGGCUAUGCCAUCUGUGGCCUGGCCUGGCACCCUACCUGUGGCCGCAUAUCUUACACGGAUGCAGAGGGGAACCUGGGGCUCUUGGAGAGCGUGUGUGAGCCCAGCGGGAAGGCGUCGGGCGGCAAGGCUUCUAGCAGAGUGGAAAAGGAGUACAAUGAUCUUUUCGAUGGAGAUGAUACGAGUGAUGCUGCUGGUUCUCUAGAUGAUGAUGCCGUUGAGGUCUCUGUUCUGAAAGAGACCAUAAAUGAUGAGGAGGAAGAUGGCCUCAUGGUGGCGCCAGGUCGCCCUAGACAGCGAAGUCACAUCCUAGAAGAUGAUGAAAAUUCAGUAGAUGGUACAGUGCUGAAAUCUGCUCUUUGCGAGGAGGUGGAGGACCUUGCGGGCAGCUCACACGGUCUGCCACCAGCGACGUCGCAGAGGCCACUGUGGGACGGGCCCAGGCCGACCCCCCGGCAGAGGCCGUUCCAGUCGGGGUCCACACCUGCACACCUCACUCACAGGUUCAUGGUUUGGAACUCUGUUGGAAUUAUCCGCUGCUAUAACGAUGAGCAGGACAAUGCCAUUGAUGUGGAGUUCCAUGACACCUCUGUGCACCACGCGACACACCUGUCAAACACCUUGAAUUACACAGUAGCAGAUCUUUCCCACGAAGCUAUCUUGUUGGCAUGUACCCCCUGCUACGUGGAUUCUGAAGGCUGUGUUCGGAUGCUUAACAGAGGACUAGACAACGUGUGGACCCCUGUGUGUGACACCAGAGAGCACUGCAAGGGGAGAUCCGACCACUACUGGGUGGUGGGGAUCCAUGAAAAGCCCCAGCAGCUCAGGUGCAUUCCUUGUAAAGGCUCUCGGUUCCCCCCGACCCUUCCACGCCCCGCGGUGGCUAUAUUGUCCUUUAAGCUUCCUUACUGUCAGAUUGCGACAGAGAAGGGGCAGAUGGAGGAGCAGUUUUGGCGUUCAGUUAUAUUUCACAACCACCUGGAUUACUUAGCCAAAAAUGAUUAUGAAUAUGACGAGAGCACUAAAAAUCAAGCAGUAAAGGAGCAACAAGAACUUUUAAUGAAAAUGCUUGCACUUUCUUGUAAACUGGAGCGAGAAUUCCGUUGUGUGGAACUUGCAGAUCUAAUGACUCAAAAUGCUGUAAAUUUAGCCAUUAAAUAUGCUUCUCGCUCUCGGAAAUUAAUAUUGGCCCAAAAACUUAGUGAACUUGCUGUAGAGAAGGCAGCGGAAUUGGCAGCCCCUGAGGCGGAGGAGGAGGAAGAAGAGGAGGAUUUCAGACAAAAACUGAAUGCUGGUUACAGUAAUACUGCUACAGAGUGGAGCCAACCACGACUAAGAAAUCAUGUGGAAGAAGACACUGAGGAUAGAGGAGCUGAGGACACAGAGGAAAACCCUGAACUCCAUCAGCACGGACAGAACUUGUUUUCCAAAAGUACAAAUUCCUCUGAGGUACCAGCCGUUAAGUCAGGUGCAGUUACUCCUAGCAACCAAGGACGAGUAAACCCCUUCAAGGUAUUAGCCAGUUCCAAAGAGCCAGCCGUGUCCGUGAACCUGCCACGUUCAACGAACAUCUUAGACAGUAUGAGCAAAUCCUCCAGGAAACCCUUUGCGCCCAAUCGAGUGGCUGGUAGCGAGAAGUCCCCCGUUAUCAAGCCUCUGAUUCCAAAGCCAAAGUCUAAGCAGGCCUCUGCAGCAUCCUAUUUCCAGAAGAGAACUUCUCAGGCUGAUAAAACCGAGGGAGUGAAAGAAGAAAACCCUAAAGAUGUGUCACCUGCAGCCCCAGCUGUGUGCUCGCCGAACGCUGAAGCGCAGAGGCCAAAGACUGGGUUCCAGAUGUGGCUGGAAGAAAACAGAAGUAAUAUUUUGUCUGACAAGCCUGACUUUUCAGACGAAGCAGAUAUAAUAAAAGAAGGAAUGAUUCGAUUUAGAGUUUUGUCAGCUGAAGAAAGGAAGGCAUGGACUAUCAAGGCCAAGGGAGAAACCGCUGGCGAUGGAGUUGAAGCAAAGAAGCGGAAACGUGUGGGUGAUGAGUCUCACGACGAGGAAAACCAGGAGGAGGCAGCGAAGGAGAAUCUGAAUUUGCCCAAAAAGCCAAAACCUGUAGAUCUUUCUGCUAAUCAGAAACUGUCAGCCUUCGCUUUUAAGCAGGAGUGAAUGGCGGAAGUGGCCUGGGGGGAGCGGUGACAGUUCUGCUCCUCCGUGAUGAAU